UCGGAAUCUUCUGCUGCUCCCUGCUGGCUUCCACUAUUGCAGCAAGUCCAUGCUGCUCUAACCCAUGUCAGAACCGGGGGGUAUGCAUGACUGUUGGCUUUGACCACUAUGAGUGUGAUUGCACAAGGACAGGAUACUAUGGAGAAAACUGUACCACACCUGAAUUUUCAACGUGGCUGAGAGUUACCUUAAAGCCUUCACCCAAUACUGUGCACUACAUCUUAACUCACUUUAAAGGCGUUUGGAAUAUAAUCAAUAACAUCUCCUUUCUACGAGAUGCAAUCAUGCGUUAUGUGUUAACAUCACGCUCUCAUCUGAUCGACAGUCCUCCUACAUACAACAGCCAUUAUGCCUACAAAAACUGGGAAGCAUAUUCCAAUGUUUCAUACUACACUCGAGCACUGCCACCAGUGGAAGAAGAUUGCCCAACCCCAAUGGGUGUGAAAGGAAAGAAAGAACUGCCAAGUGUCAAACAGGUUGUAGAAAAAUUGUUAGUUAGAAGAAAGUUCAUUCCUGACCCACAAGGAACUAAUGUGAUGUUUGCAUUCUUUGCCCAACACUUUACACACCAAUUCUUUAAGACUGAUGUCAAAAGAGGAGCUGCCUUCACUAAAGCACUUGGGCAUGGGUUGAUUUUAAACCACGUCUAUGGGGAAUCUUUGGACAGACAGCACAAAUUACGUCUAAAAAAGAAUGGAAAAUUAAAAUUCCAGAUUAUUGAUGGCGAGAUGUACCCUCCAACAAUGAAUGACACAGAAGUUGAAAUGCUUUACCCUCCACAUGUGCCAGAACAUCUUCGUUUUGCAGUUGGACAGGAGGUUUUUGGCCUUGUACCAGGGUUGAUGAUGUAUGCUACCAUAUGGCUAAGGGAACACAACAGAGUCUGUGAUAUACUGAUGCAGGAGCACCCUGAGUGGGAUGAUGAACGUAUAUAUCAAACUGCAAAACUUAUUUUGAUUGGUGAAACCAUCAAAAUUGUCAUUGAAGAUUAUGUGCAGCACCUGAGUGGUUAUCAUUUUAAACUUAAAUUUGACCCAGAGUUGUUGUUCAACCAGAGAUUCCAGUACCAGAAUCGAAUUGCUGCUGAGUUCAACACACUUUAUCAUUGGCACCCUCUUUUGCCAGAUGCUUUCCAGAUAAAUGGCCAAGAGUACAGCUAUCAACAGUUCCUGUAUAACAAUAGUGUGAUGUUGGAACAUGGAAUAUCCCACAUGGUUGAAUCAUUUACCAAACAACAGGCAGGAAGGGUGGCUGGAGGCAGAAACUUCCCUGCAGCAAUUUCCAGAGUAGCCAUGGCUUCCAUACAGCAAAGCCGAGAGAUGAAAUACCAGUCACUCAAUGAAUACAGAAAGCGGUUUACUCUAAAGCCUUUUAAAUCGUUUGAAGAGCUGACAGGAGAAAAAGAACUGGCUGCAGAACUUGAAGAACUCUAUGGAGACGUUGAUGCUGUAGAAUUCUACACUGGUCUUUUGGUGGAACAACCCCGUCCUGGGGCCAUUUUUGGAGAGACCAUGGUUGAAAUUGGUGCUCCAUUUUCAUUGAAAGGCCUUAUGGGUAACCCAAUUUGCGCUCCUGAAUACUGGAAACCAAGUACAUUUGGUGGAAGAGUGGGCUUUGAUAUUGUAAAUAGUGCCUCUUUACAAAAACUCAUCUGCAACAAUGUUAAAGAAUGUCCCUUUACUGCGUUUAAUAUAUUUAAAAGCAAGACUGCUGAAACAAGAAUGAACACAAGUUCUAACUCUGCACUGGAUGAUGUUAACCCAACUUUACUACUGAAAGAACACUCCUCAGAGCUGUAA
Molecule: messenger RNA, 1799 nt
Organism: Staurois parvus
Lineage: Eukaryota; Metazoa; Chordata; Amphibia; Anura; Ranidae
Source: the annotation of a GenBank genome assembly